This is a messenger RNA of Stegastes partitus (bicolor damselfish), 2304 nucleotides long. It is a transcript of the gene znf16l, whose product is annotated as zinc finger protein 16 like. NCBI's taxonomy places the organism in Eukaryota, Metazoa, Chordata, Actinopteri, Pomacentridae. Gene Ontology annotation, biological process: regulation of gene expression. The record is from RefSeq and is a predicted model, not a curated record. The coding region runs from base 83 to 1696 and encodes 537 amino acids. The transcript is spliced from 4 exons. Gene Ontology annotation, cellular component: nucleus.
CAUCAUCCAAACAUUAGCUAGCUGAGUAGCUUUUAGCUAGCCCAACUCUCAAAAAAAACCCAGCUCAUAGUGAAAAUAAUUUAUGAGUCGCAAAAGAAACCACAUUUUUGCUGAAACAAGCCUGUCUCCUGAACUCCACGGCACCUUUAUGGAGCCUCCCGGGUCAGUGGGUCGAGCUGACGCGGAUUUGUUGGAGCUGGAGCCCGAUGAGGAGCUCCUCUGCUCGGUCAGCGACAUCACCGAGCACCUCGGUAGAAACAUCACCGUGGUACUCGAGACAGCGCUGUCUGAGAUCCGCAAAAUGGUGAGCAUCAGGAUAAGAGUGCUGAAAAUGGAAUUGCGCGAGAAAACCGAGGAAAUUGAAGUGUUAAAGGCGAGACUGGACACAGUUCAGAGGGAUGGCAGGGAUCCUUUCCCUGGCGUAACGACCAUGGAACCAUCUGCUGAGGCUGGCUUCAAGAAACAUGACUUCAGCUCCGGAACCAAGCACAACAACACAGACCCCAGGAGAGCCAAAGCUGUCAUGCCCGGCGUAAAGAAGGAGAAUAUAGACGCAAUCUGUGACUAUCUGAUGAAAGACAAGAACUCGAGGGGUUGUGCUGAAAUGGACGAUCACAGCAGUCAAGCCAGUAGUGACAGGGAGGCUCGCCAAGAACCGGACCCGCAUUCCCUCACCCUGUGGCCGGACAGCGGGAUGGCCGGCUCCGGGCCUGUGCACGGAGACUCCGAGUCCACCGCAGAUGACAUUUUCAGUAUGCUCCCCUCAGGCAGCAAACGGAUGUAUGACUACGAGUGGAUAGCACCAAUGGAAUAUUCUUCAGACCUGAAAGUCAUGAAGGAGCCUAACUGUGAGAAUACCCGGACCGGUGAGACAGAAGAUGAUGAGAAUGAAGAUGAAUCCGCCAGGAGGGAGGAGGGGGCACUGGAGCAGGCCCAGGUUCCUCUCUCACAUGUCCAACAACCUGAGUUCUCCAUGGAGCCCCAGAGCUCUCCAGGCGAGGGAGGAAGUCCCCUGGAGGGCAACACAGACAGGCCUGAGGGAGGCCAGCAGUUUUCCAGCCACACUUACAUCUGCUCGCUGUGUGGAACCUUCUGUCCUGACUCUGUGUUCCUGGAGGAACAUGUCAAGCUGAUACACUCGGACUCUGCUGGUGCCCAGGCUCUCCAGGCCCUGCAGUCCACCUCCUCUGCUGCGACCACCAUGGGAGAUGGUAGCGGUGAUUCCAGGAGGGCUGGAGGGGGCGGGCAUGUGAAAAAGGAAAUUAAAAUUGAGGGGGGUUAUGAAUGUGGCGACUGCGGCCGCCAUUUUAACUACCUUGGCAACCUGCGACAGCACCAGCGCAUCCACACUGGAGAGAAGCCUUUUAUGUGUCCAGAGUGUGGAGAGAGGUUCCGCCAUGCAGCUCGCUUAAAAAGUCACAGGCUUAUCCACAGCGGUGCCCAGAGCCCCUUCCCAUGCCCUCAGUGUGGGAAAGGGUUCUCAGUGCUGUCGGGACUCAAGAGACACCAACGCGUGCACACUGGCGAGAGCCCUUACGCCUGCCCUCAAUGUGGCAGACGAUUUAAGGAGCUGGGGAAUCUGUACACCCACCAGAGGAUCCACAGUGGCGCCACACCUUACUGCUGCCAGCAGUGUGGACGCAGCUUUCGCCACCUGGGCACCUACAAGAGCCACCGCUGCACCCCAGCACAGUAAACAGCCUGACUGCUAACACCCUCUGCUACACUCAUUGACAACUGAAACUGUAAAAUCUAAAGUGUUUGUCAAAGACAAGACAUGGUGUGGUCUCUGAGAUGCGUGUGCUCUUUCUCUGACUGUUGUGGGAGGUGCUGGUCAUGUGGAGAACAGAGCUGGUUUUCUUCGAUGCUGCCCAAGCAUUCAUGUUCUGUCACAUUCAUAACGUUGCUCCCCUGCCCCAGGCAUUAAGAGACGCUGUAUCAUUGAGCUUUAAAGUUCAUUUUUUAACCUUGAACAAUGUUAACUCAAGGUUUGCAAAGUCACUUUUUUCUGGAGCAUUCAGCUGUAUCACACACAUCUGUAUUAGGUGGGGUCUACUCAAUUAUUAUUGAACUGCAGAUGUUUUUCAGACUUUUGGGGCUUGUUUUUCAUGUUGGCUUAAAAAAAUAUCCUAGUGGUUUAUUAUAAAGAUUGGAAGCUAUAGAAAAGACUAAAAUUACAUAACAACUGAGAAAAGUUCAUGUGUUGACAGAGACUGCGGUGGAUGACUGAAUGCUCUGGAAAAAGUUUGCUACCUUGAGGUGCAAUUGUUUUGUUAAAAAAAUUUUUUUGUUUUAAAGAUUAUU